Homo sapiens (human) is the source of this 6724-nucleotide messenger RNA. RefSeq names its product mitogen-activated protein kinase 8 (gene MAPK8). Lineage: Eukaryota; Metazoa; Chordata; Mammalia; Primates; Hominidae. Gene Ontology annotation, cellular component: nucleus; cytoplasm; synapse. Bases 1110 to 2393 code for a protein of 427 amino acids. The transcript is spliced from 12 exons. The record is from RefSeq and is a predicted model, not a curated record. Gene Ontology annotation, biological process: Fc-epsilon receptor signaling pathway; MAPK cascade; cellular senescence. Gene Ontology annotation, molecular function: MAP kinase activity; protein serine kinase activity; ATP binding.
GGCGGCGGGGAGCCGGGGAGAGCGCUUCUGCCGGCAGGUCCCCAAGCCUGCCCCGCGCCCAUAGGGACCGUAUUUUGCUUCUCGAUGCUUUCUUUGUGCUAACGUUCUGGGCGAACGCAGGCAGCAGCGCUGAAAAGGGCCAGAGUGGCCUGCAGCUCUGGGCUGCAGGGCAGAGAGCCCAGGCCCGUGGCUCGGGUGGGAGGUGUCCAUCCAGCUUGGCCCGAGCUUCGGUGGUCAGCGCGCAUUUCUCUUGAGGGUCAUCGGUGGUGACCUUUUGACUUUUUCACCCCACCCUCCCAUCUCUUUGUCUCGCAUUUGUGUUCCCGAUUCAGAGAUGGUAGAACCAAGUCCAUUUUAAAGUACCCUGAUGAACACUUUCCGUUUUUAUUUCUGAAAGUUCCCUGCUUGGUCUUUACUGCGAAUUUAAUAACAUGUUGACUACAUGGCAUUGUCCAGUGAUUACUAUUUUUACCUCUGAAAUCCAGCGAUCUUUCCAGUAGAAUUCUGGUCCGUCAGUCCAUUGUGUUUUGAGAUAAGCAUCCAGCAAGUACCUCCUUGGCAAUUAGAACAUCUGUUUUUUCAUUCAUUCAUUCAUUCAGCAGCUGUUUAGUACCGUACUCAGAUGAAGAGGUUUGGUGUGAAGGUAAAGUAUCCUUUCAUGGAAGAGGAUGCUUUGACUGAAGUAUAAUAGAUGGACCUUUAAAUGAGACAGUUACAUAAGUGAUGUCUGUUAAGGAAGGUAUGGUUAUAUUCUGGGUCAUUUUUUAAGCAGUAUAUCUGGAAGUUCAAGUGUAAUAGGAAGUAGAAUUAGAUUUGGUCUAAAUAUACAACAGCUUUUAUUUAUUUCUAAAUUUUAUUUUUUCCAGUCUUGCAGCCUUACAGUCAUUUGUAAUGGUUACCUCAGAUUCCCCUGCUGUGGUUAACGUUAAACCUAGGAGGUCAGAUGCUCUAAGUGAACAUGUUUAGUGCUGUGCCUGACAAAAGCAAGCAAUCAAAAUGGGACUUCCUUGAGGGCAGGCCUGUCUUGCAUCUGUUUCUCCACCACCUAGCCUGGAAUAUACUUCUUGGUGAAUUUUUGGAUGAAGCCAUUAAAUUAAUUGCUUGCCAUCAUGAGCAGAAGCAAGCGUGACAACAAUUUUUAUAGUGUAGAGAUUGGAGAUUCUACAUUCACAGUCCUGAAACGAUAUCAGAAUUUAAAACCUAUAGGCUCAGGAGCUCAAGGAAUAGUAUGCGCAGCUUAUGAUGCCAUUCUUGAAAGAAAUGUUGCAAUCAAGAAGCUAAGCCGACCAUUUCAGAAUCAGACUCAUGCCAAGCGGGCCUACAGAGAGCUAGUUCUUAUGAAAUGUGUUAAUCACAAAAAUAUAAUUGGCCUUUUGAAUGUUUUCACACCACAGAAAUCCCUAGAAGAAUUUCAAGAUGUUUACAUAGUCAUGGAGCUCAUGGAUGCAAAUCUUUGCCAAGUGAUUCAGAUGGAGCUAGAUCAUGAAAGAAUGUCCUACCUUCUCUAUCAGAUGCUGUGUGGAAUCAAGCACCUUCAUUCUGCUGGAAUUAUUCAUCGGGACUUAAAGCCCAGUAAUAUAGUAGUAAAAUCUGAUUGCACUUUGAAGAUUCUUGACUUCGGUCUGGCCAGGACUGCAGGAACGAGUUUUAUGAUGACGCCUUAUGUAGUGACUCGCUACUACAGAGCACCCGAGGUCAUCCUUGGCAUGGGCUACAAGGAAAACGUUGACAUUUGGUCAGUUGGGUGCAUCAUGGGAGAAAUGAUCAAAGGUGGUGUUUUGUUCCCAGGUACAGAUCAUAUUGAUCAGUGGAAUAAAGUUAUUGAACAGCUUGGAACACCAUGUCCUGAAUUCAUGAAGAAACUGCAACCAACAGUAAGGACUUACGUUGAAAACAGACCUAAAUAUGCUGGAUAUAGCUUUGAGAAACUCUUCCCUGAUGUCCUUUUCCCAGCUGACUCAGAACACAACAAACUUAAAGCCAGUCAGGCAAGGGAUUUGUUAUCCAAAAUGCUGGUAAUAGAUGCAUCUAAAAGGAUCUCUGUAGAUGAAGCUCUCCAACACCCGUACAUCAAUGUCUGGUAUGAUCCUUCUGAAGCAGAAGCUCCACCACCAAAGAUCCCUGACAAGCAGUUAGAUGAAAGGGAACACACAAUAGAAGAGUGGAAAGAAUUGAUAUAUAAGGAAGUUAUGGACUUGGAGGAGAGAACCAAGAAUGGAGUUAUACGGGGGCAGCCCUCUCCUUUAGGUGCAGCAGUGAUCAAUGGCUCUCAGCAUCCAUCAUCAUCGUCGUCUGUCAAUGAUGUGUCUUCAAUGUCAACAGAUCCGACUUUGGCCUCUGAUACAGACAGCAGUCUAGAAGCAGCAGCUGGGCCUCUGGGCUGCUGUAGAUGACUACUUGGGCCAUCGGGGGGUGGGAGGGAUGGGGAGUCGGUUAGUCAUUGAUAGAACUACUUUGAAAACAAUUCAGUGGUCUUAUUUUUGGGUGAUUUUUCAAAAAAUGUAGAAUUCAUUUUGUAGUAAAGUAGUUUAUUUUUUUUAAUUUCAAGUGAUGUAAUUUAAAACCUAAGUUGUGUUUCAAAACAGCAACAAAACUGUAUUGUAUUUUUUUUGCUGUAAUUAACUGUAUAAUGUAAACCUAAUUAUUUUAUCAUGGUUUAAAUUUUUUGCAUAUUUGCUUUAUCUUAUGCUGCUGAUUUUUUUAACUGAAUUUGUAAGAUUUUGUUUAUCAAAGCAACUAUUAUGUGGUGACUUGCCUAUAUCAUGAAUUAUUUAAGAUUUUUAUAGUUUUUUUUAAUUAGAAUUUAUUUCAGAUGUUUUGUUCAUGAUACUAUCCUUCAGGGUUAUGUGCUUAUCAAUGAAAUAACCCCAGAGGAGUGAGGGAAAAUAACUUGUAGCCAGUUAUAUUCAGGAAUAACUACUGUAAAUGAUGAACGUGUUAGGAGACCUCCAAUAUUUGCUACUUGCCAAUCCUAAUUUAGUUACAAGAAUUGGUAGGCAAUCCUACUUAAUUUUGGCAAAAGCCCCGUCAUCUAAAUGGCAGAAUAACUCAGAGCAUGUCUUUGAAGAUGCUGGGCGUCUACCACCACCUUAUGUCCCCACCCUACCCAACAAAAAUAAGUAAAAAGAAUAUGGUGUAUUCUACAAAUUUGUGGCAUGCUCAAAGUUUAUGAUCACAUAAAGGCAAGAGGAUACUUCAUGAAUAAUACAUUUCAAUGCAAAUAAACAGAUGGUUCACUUCUACUAGCUAUGAGCCUGUUUUUGUAUACACUGAGUUAAUCUACUCAGGCUGUAGGUCCCAGCAAUGUUCUAGAGUCUGGUCUUUCCCUUUCCUGCAGCUUCGGGUCCUUGGACCUUUCCUGUUUCCUAUUACUUGGAGUGUCUGUCAGUUGAGCACCAGUUGUUCUGGUGUUUCAUUUGAUUCUACUUGUAGCAUAAUCAUUUAUACGAGCUAUUGGGAGGUUCCAAACCCUACCUAGAUUUGUGUAGGUGAUGUAUCAAAUGAGCAAUAUACCGUUCAUCUGAAAAUAGUAGCACACAGCCAUAUAUAGGAUAUCAUUUUCUAAGGACUGUUUCUUCACAUUGAGCAGAGCAGGCAUAAAUGGUGGUUAUUUAGUCUAAGUCUUUUAUUUUUUUAUACCUGAUUUUCAACAUAACACGCAAUGUGGAUGUCGAGUAGUGUUAAGAAUGGUGCUGCUCCUGACAAGUGUAUGUUAACUGUUUACAUUUUCUAUCUGUAGAAUUAUUUCUCUAUUACUGAACUUUUCCUAAGUAAAAUGUCUUUGAAGUCUCGUUAUUUCUGAAAUACGUUGUCUGUAAUAGACCCAGGCACCUUUUAAAUUAUCUCUGGAACAAGAGGGAUUUCAUGUAAUGAACUAGGAAAUGCAUACUCACAUAAGCAACAAGGUUCUAGGCAGAAAGCCCCUUGGAAUUUGUGACCAACAGGAGCAAGAACAGGUGCGGCUCAACAUGCAAUGUCUGAAAAUUUGCUUGGCAUUUUAUUCAUAUAUUUAGUGCAAAAUUAUUUUUGAGUGAGAUAUUUUACAUCACUGUUAAUGUGCAAUAUUUAAGAUUAAAAUACAUUAGCUUUUUUAUAUACUUUGAAGUAGCAAGUUUGUUUUCGAUGGCUUAGAGUCAUGAUUUCCAGCUUCCCAGCCUUUUUAUCAGUCCCUUUUCUAAUACAACAAGGUGCAUUAAUUUGAUUAGGCAAAUUAGAGUUCUAAGACACUUCUUGAAUUGUAGACAGAAAAUAUUGGAUUCACAAUUUCAGCAGAAAUUUGAGAAUGAGUGUGUUUAUAUUAAUUUCACAAUUAGCUGUAUUUUCUGUAGCAUAGAUUAUGUCACUGUUGCACUUUCACAGCAGACAUGCUUUCAGAAGGUUCUCAUAUUUUAUGUUUGAUUGCUGAUAAGCCAUCUCUAUUGAUACAGAUUUUGGUUAAGUAAGGAAAACCAGGUGUGUGUCUGUAUCAUUUAUUGUAAAUGCCAGCUGCCACUUGCCAACCAUCAUGUUCAGUUCAAUUCAAAGAAAACAAACUCUCAUUACUUAGUGUAAACUAAAAUACUUAACAAAUUAUAUCCUAAAAACAAGGUCUCUUUGUUAAAUGUUGCAUGCCCUAGGUUUUAAAUUACUACAUCCAAAUACAGUUUUCGUCUUAAAUUUGUUAAGCUAAAUAUAUGUUGGUUCUUUUUAUUUUGGAAUCCUUUAAGCAUCUUAAACAUUUUUUUUUUGAAGAGAAGUUACAAAUAACAUUUCUAUCAGGUAGUACUUGUAUGAAACCACCUUUCUUAUUCUAUAAUUUUGAUUUUUCAAUUUUAUAUACUUAAUAUACUCACUGUCUUACUAUCAGAAAGUUAUUUUGACCAAGAUUUUUAUUAUCUUCAUAGAUUCAGAAAGAGAUGCUAAUUCUGUACCAAUGUCUUCCUGGUUACUAUUCUCUUCCCUCUAAUAUAUACUGGCCAUUUGUAAAACCAUUGUGUUGUUGGGAUCACUUAGUUAUACUAUACGCAGAUAGAGCAUCUCAACUCUGUCAUAGUGUUUGCUGAACAGUUUUCAGUGUCAUGCACCUUUGGCUGCUAAUUGUUCCUGACGUGCACUCUUCCGAGUUGGUAAAGGCACAGUGUGUUCAUGCCAGACUUCUAAGAGAAACACCAGCCUCUUAAAUCAGAAGCCUACACACAACCCCCUUAACAAUCCAAAGAAGCUUGAUGGUGUGCAAAGAAGCAUCCUGCCAGCCUUGUCAUUGUUCUGUUCUAUGCUAAUCCUGCUGUGUUGUCUAAAAGAUGGAGGGAAGAGGACAUCAGUGUCUGAUAGUGAAAUCAUCAGCAGGAAAGUGAAGCUCUUUCCUUGGUUACAGAUAAGACUUGGUUUACACUAUUGGCCAGUAUCUGCUAAACAUAUGAAGACUUAACUAUUCAGUGUUGCCUAGGCAUUCGCCUGCACAACAUUUUGAGGUUAGAACAUAGAAUAUUUUCAGAAAUACUGUUGUAGUUUGUGAGUGUUGUUCAUUAGUUACACAUUAGCUAUAGAGUGGAUGCAUGAAGCCCCAUGACACCAGUAAACUUCUCUUACCAGUAGGUAAACCAAACACCAUUCUGUCAUUAGCAGCCCUCUUAAAUGUUGCCUCUCCGUAUCCUGUUGCAUUUUUGUGUGCAUUGUGUUUCUACUGAUCUCUCUUAGGUUUUUACGGAAUCAAAGGAAACUAAUUUUUCCUUAAUAGCAAGAAAGAUGAAGAGGUAAAGGGCAUUGAAGCAGAAAUGUAUAGUUUGGGGUACGAUUAGAAAACUCGUAAGGAAAACAGAAGUCCUAAUUUCAAACUGACUGCUCUUCGUUAAGUGCUCUUAAGGAGAGUCUAGUAACAGUAACACUUUCUGGCCAUUUCUAGUUUAGAUUCUCUUCGUUACUGAAACUUUUGAGAAAUAUUACCUGUGGAUUAAUUUUGCACAAUGUUCUAUUCUCAUAAUGACUUACAAAUUAAACUAGGUUUUUAUUGAACUACCUCACACUAAUUUUCUAUGCUUUCCCAAGUAAGCUGUUGCCCUGUUAGAUCUUUACUGAGUGAAUUAUAAAUGUGUGUUAAAUACUUUCUAGCCAAUGUUGACACAAUACCAGUAAGUAUGUAAAGUAUAUACCUUACAUCAGUAAGAGACACGUGUAAAAUCUUUGACUGUAUGUCUUGCAAAAUUGUGCUCGUUGACAUUAUUACUGUUUUUGUAAGUAGAAACCUGCUCGUGAUAUCGGUCCAUUUACAUUUUACAAAAGGAGUAAAUCUUAGUAAAAAUUUUACGAAGAAAUAAAUUACUUUUGUAGGCCCAAUAUUUGGUAUAUUUUUGAGAAGCUGUUAAUCUUUUAGCUGAAUAAUGAAGUUAGACUGAAUUACGUGUCUCCCUGGACUGUGACAUCUAUUUUCUCAUUACAGUUUAUCCUGGUCAGCAGGGUGUCACACCUGGAAACCUGAGUAUGAUAGCUGACAUUUGCUUUUCUCCCUCUGCGAUGUCAUUCCUCCUCCAUUCCUCUCCUUCCCUGUGUUCCGUUCCCUCUCCUUUCCUCUAGACAAAACAAAAUGGGGCACUUUUUAGGGAAUGCUGAGAUCAUUAUUGUGGUUUUUCAUCAUUCAUGCCCUAGUCAUUAAACAUGCACCACUGGAAUGUAAACAAUGUUAUCUAGUAUGUCAAUUGGUUAUAAUAUUUUAAAUAAAAAAGAAAAAAGUGGUAUGAAAAUUAUGAAA